Molecule: messenger RNA, 2080 nt
Organism: Coregonus sp. 'balchen'
Lineage: Eukaryota; Metazoa; Chordata; Actinopteri; Salmoniformes; Salmonidae
Source: the annotation of a GenBank genome assembly
GUAGACCAGGAAUACAUUCAUGUUCCCUGAGCUCCAGGAAAAAACAACCCAAGCCCCUACAUUUCUAAAAAGGGUUUACAAAAAAAAAAAAAAAACGAUUUUACACAAGAGGAGUCCUCACAGACCAAUAAUAAGAAAAGAAAAAAUAAUACAAAAACUAUACGAUAUAGCCUAAUCUUACUGUUAUGAGUCGAGAAUGAGUACCACAGAAGACAGCGGAAGCAAGUGCUCGUCGGCCCCGAUUUCCACCUUCACUAUUCAGUCGAUAUUGGGCAAGUCGUCGGAGAAGCCACGAUCGGGGGCGAAGGAGAGUUCCAAGGGACUGCAGCUGGCGAGGACGCGCUCGCUGUCGGUGUCUUCCGAAGAGGAGUGCAGCGGUGGGGAGGACUCUGCAGACUGUUUCUGCUCGGUUCCUGGUCACAGCGAGCCAUGCAACCAACAUCAACCACUUAAUUUUUCAUGUUUAGGUGAGUAGAUUACUGAAUGUAAUUUGUGUUCCGCGUAAAACGUAAUAAUUUUUCUUUAAUAUUGAUUUUUCUUGAAUAGAUUUUCCUCGCUGACAUUUUGCCUUCGAAAAUAAAGGCUUCCUUUCCAAGUUAAGUAGGCUAUAUAAUGUAUAAAUCCAUGGUAUCUAACGGGAUAUUAUUAUUAUUAUUUAAAUUUUUUAUUAUUAGGCUAUUAUUAUAAUAAUAAUAGGUCAACAGUAGACUAACGCAGGCUAGGCCUAAUUAUAAACUUAUUUAUGAUAAACUUAGCCUAGUACUUGUUGAAGUUUAAGCUUGUAAACUUCGAUAACUCUAUAGUAGUUAUCGACUGCAGAUAUGUAGGCUAUCACUUCACUUUGUUUAAUGUGUUGUAUUACUGCUACAUCAGCGAACAGUGGAAAGGUCAAAUAAUUAACAGGAUGCUUCCCCCGUCAUUCCAAAUGUAAUCGAGUCUUCUAAUUGAUUAAACAUGUUUUCACAAUGACUGCACUACAUUUCGUCAAUUGAGCGUUAAAUGUAACCUGAUUUAAUUAAUAUUGUUUAAUUAAAAGGCCAAUUACAACCUUUCAACGGUCAAUUAAUGAGUCAAAGUUCACACUUAAUGCACUCUUGUACCGAGUAUCGAAUAAUGUUAGUUUUAAUAGGGAUUUUCUCCAAACCUGGGUUGGCCAACACAAAACAUUUGAAAAAUAAGUGUGAAACCUUUGAGACAUAUUCUACAUUUUGUGACACAUAAUUGAUAAGCUGAUCUAAAGGCAAUAGACUAAAGCGUCCAGUAGCCUAUCUUAUGGUGAUGCGUUUAUCUUGAGGGUAGGCCUACACCAUUUAUCAAUGUUGAUAGGCUAUAGAUGAUAUGGAGGAGGACAUUGGGAAAUCAGUUUGUUGAAAUAGUUAGACAAUAUUUUCUUUUAUUUCCAACGCACCUUUAUACUGGUCUUUUUCUCCAAUGCAGGUGCAACCAAGGGACUUAUUUCAGGCCAUGACGGGAUUGCACGGCGACCGCGCUUGACACAGCCUCUGCUGCAGGAUUACAAAGAGGAACAAGAGAUACCAUGCAAUCCAAUGUCACCUAUUUCCGAGGAGAGACAGGCAGACGGUGCUGACAAGCAGAGUAACUCGUCCAAGAAGAAGACUCGUACUGUCUUCUCGCGGAGUCAGGUGUACCAGCUCGAGUCCACGUUUGAUAUGAAGAGGUAUUUGAGCAGCUCCGAGCGAGCCUGCUUGGCAUCAAGUCUACAGCUAACAGAAACUCAGGUGAAGACGUGGUUUCAGAACCGCAGAAACAAAUGGAAGCGACAACUGUCGGCGGAACUGGAGGCUGCGAACAUGGCACACGCAUCCGCACAGACACUGGUCGGAAUGCCGCUUGUUUUUAGAGAUAACUCCCUGCUCCGGGUACCAGUUCCAAGAUCUAUUGCUUUUCCAACGCCACUGUACUACCCUGGCAGCAGCCUACAAGGGUUACCACUGUACAAUCUGUAUAACAAGAUUGAAUAUUGACUCAAUGCCUGUGAUGACAGUCCACAAAAAUAACACGUUAACACACGACAGUACUUUCUUAUAAAUGUAUGCCAUAACUCACGUCUAUUAUAUCA